Messenger RNA from Oncorhynchus gorbuscha (pink salmon), 1050 nucleotides. RefSeq names its product proteasome 20S subunit alpha 4 (gene psma4). Gene Ontology annotation, cellular component: proteasome core complex; nucleus; cytosol. The transcript is spliced from 9 exons. The record is from RefSeq and is a predicted model, not a curated record. NCBI's taxonomy places the organism in Eukaryota, Metazoa, Chordata, Actinopteri, Salmoniformes, Salmonidae. Gene Ontology annotation, biological process: ubiquitin-dependent protein catabolic process. Bases 156 to 941 code for a protein of 261 amino acids.
UGCACCUUAAAUUGGAUGUGGUCCUCCAACCUAAUCCCGAAGAAGAAGUCGAAGGGGAAAAAAAGUACAACAAGGAAAUAUCUUUGACAGAGUUUUUUCACGCCGGCUACGUUAGAUUACGACUCAAGAGAAGCAUUUUAAAGGAAACUACUAAGAUGUCUCGUCGAUAUGAUUCAAGAACAACCAUCUUCUCGCCUGAAGGCCGCCUAUACCAGGUAGAGUAUGCCAUGGAGGCCAUUGGUCACGCUGGUACUUGUCUGGGGAUUUUGGCCAAUGACGGUGUGCUGCUGGCGGCUGAGAGGAGGAACAUCCACAAGCUAUUGGACGAGGUGUUUUUCUCAGAAAAGAUCUACAAGCUGAAUGAGGAUAUGGCGUGUAGCGUGGCUGGAAUCACAUCCGAUGCCAACGUACUGACCAAUGAGCUGAGACUAAUAGCACAGAGAUACCUACUGCAGUACCAGGAGCCUAUCCCCUGUGAGCAGCUGGUUACAGCUCUGUGUGACAUCAAACAGGCCUACACACAGUUUGGAGGGAAAAGGCCCUUUGGCGUGUCUCUGCUGUACAUGGGUUGGGACAAACACUAUGGUUUCCAGCUCUACCAGAGUGACCCCAGCGGCAACUACGGAGGCUGGAAGGCCACCUGUAUCGGCAACAAUAGUGCCGCGGCCGUGUCCAUGCUGAAGCAGGACUUCAAAGAAGGAGAGAUGUCUCUGUCCUCUGCCCUGGCUCUGGCCGUCAAAGUGCUCAACAAGACUAUGGACGUCAGCAAGCUGUCUGCUGAGAAAGUGGAGAUCGCCACUCUGACCAGAGAGAACGGAAAGACUUGCAUCAAGGUGCUGAAACAGAAGGAAGUGGAUGAGCUGAUCAAGAGACAUGAGGCGGAGGAGGCCAAAGCGGAGAAAGAGAAGAAGGAAAAAGAGCAGAAGGAGAAAGACAAAUGAGUGGCCCACAUUGUUACUUUUCUGUAAAAAAAAUUAAAUAGUUCAGGUUUUCUAAAUUGUUCUUUGACUAUCUGUUGUAUUUCUUUAAAUAAAGGCGAAAUACUAUACA